Molecule: messenger RNA, 1605 nt
Organism: Malassezia restricta
Lineage: Eukaryota; Fungi; Basidiomycota; Malasseziomycetes; Malasseziales; Malasseziaceae
Product: CCR4-NOT transcription complex subunit 3
Exons: 1
Coding region: 1-1605 (534 amino acids)
Biological process (GO): nuclear-transcribed mRNA poly(A) tail shortening; regulation of DNA-templated transcription
Cellular component (GO): CCR4-NOT core complex; nucleus; P-body
Source: RefSeq, a predicted model, not a curated record
AUGGCAGCACGCAAGCUGCAGACAGAGAUAGAUCGGACCUUUAAAAAGGUGUCAGAGGGCGUAGAGCUCUUUGAGGGCCUGUACGAUAAGCUACAGACAUCGUCGAACCAGGGCCAAAAAGAAAAGCUCGAGUCGGAUCUCAAGACGCAGAUCAAAAAGCUCCAGCGGCUGCGCGAUCAAAUCAAGGUGUGGCUGCAAAGCAAUGAGAUCAAAGACAAGAAGCCAUUGCUUGACAACCGGCGACUUAUCGAGACGCAGAUGGAACGGUUCAAAGCGGCCGAGAAAGAAAUGAAGACCAAGGCCUUUUCGAAAGAGGGUCUCAUAGCGGCCUCGCGGCUUGGACCGGAGGAGAAGGCCAAGGUCGAGAUGUCGCAGUGGCUCACGUCCAUGGUUGAUGAGCUGUCGCGGCAGAUUGAGGUGGCGGAGGCAGAGAUCGAGCAGGCCCUUGCCUCCUCCAAAAAGAGCAAGAAGGCGUCUGUCAAGGACGAGCAUGUGAGCUCUAUUGAGCACCGCAACGAGCGACGCAGCUGGCAUAUUUCGCGACUCGAGAUUCUACUGCGCAUGCUCGAGAAUGGCUCACUAGAGGUUGAUCAGAUCAACGAUGUCAAGGAGGACAUUGCCUACUUUGUUGAGAGCAACAACGAAGACGACUUUGAAGAGGACGAGGGCAUCUACGACGAGUUCAAUCUAGACGACGAGGAAGAGGCAUUCGGGCUCAAGGAGGCGGAUGAUUCGACCGUGCAGGACUCAUCCAUGCCUACCGACGAGCCAGCUGAGGCACCGCCGGCGCCUGCGCCACCGCCUGAAGAGCCGCCCAAGGCGCCCAAGAAGGAAGAGAAGAAGAGCGCCAAAAAGGCGCCCGUGACCACAGAGCCUACCGAGCCCAAACCCGCACCAGAGCCAGCCCCUGCGUCCGCAUCGGUCGCCUCACCCGCACCAGCGCCGGCACCGGCACCCGCGUCACCAGCGCCCAAGGCAGCGGCGCCGCCACCUAUCCGAUACGCCACGGCCGCUGCCGCCGCUGUGGCUGCAUCAUCCGCACAGGGCAGUGACGAACAGGCUUCACGGCCGCCACGGCCGCCGUCAGACGGCGACGCGCGUCUGCCUGAUACGCUCUCGGACCUGGUCGUGUCGUUUGAGUGGGCGAAGCAAAAGUCGGCCCUCCGCGACUCGAAUCUGCCGCACGCCCAGCAUGCGCUGGCGACAAGUUAUACGAAUGGCGUGCCGGAGCCGCAAGACUCGGAGCGUCCCAAGCACUAUGUGCCCAAGGACCCGUAUCCGACGCCGCCGUACUAUCCACAGACGCCGGCGAGCAUCUUUGACAACCCCGCGCUGUACACCAAGUUUGAUGUCGAUACAUUGUUCUACAUCUUCUACUACCAGCCAGGCACGUACCACCAGUACCUGGCUGCCCGUGAGCUCAAGAAGCAGUCGUGGCGCUUUCACAAGCAGUACCUCACAUGGUUCCAGCGGCAUUCAGAGCCGCAAACCAUCACGGACGAAUACGAGCAGGGCGCCUACGUGUACUUUGACUGGGAAGGCUCAUGGUGCCAGCGGCGCAAGAACGACUUCCGCUUCGAGUACCGCUGGCUCGAAGACAACUAG